AUGCCCACCCCAAAACUCAUAAUCUUCGAUUUCGACGGAACCCUCUUCGACUCGCACUCCGCAAUCACCACCUCCGUCCAACUCACCUUCAACUCCCUCCUCCCCUCCUACGAACCCCCCCUCGCCGACCUCAACAGACUAAUCUCCAUCGGCGCCCCGCCAGAGGUCACAUUCAAAGCCCUACAACCGAAACCAGAACCAGACACUCAGCCAGACACACUCCCCGACGGGAAUGCUCUACCCUUCAACGAGAACACUUGGGUCCAGGAAUACCGCUCCAUCUACGCAACCCACGGGCAGCCGCUUACAAAGCCAUACCCCGGUGCGCGCGAUGUCCUAACCACCCUACGGGACCGGGGAUUCAAGGUCGCGAUUAUAAGUAACAAGGCUGUUGGUGCGGUGAAGACGGCGCUGGAGGCGCAUGGGCUGGAUGGACUUGUAGACGAGGAGUUGAUUAUCGGGGAGCCGAUGUUUGGGGGGCGUAGGAAGCCGGAUCCGGCGGGGUAUACGGAUGUUUUGGUUCCGAGGUUGGGGGAGGAUUUUGAAGGAGAGGGAGGGGAGGUGCUUAUGGUUGGGGAUACGGUGACGGAUUUGUUGUUUGCGAGGAAUAUUGGGGCGAAGGUUUGUUGGUGUCGGUUUGGGCAGGGUAAUGCGGAGGAGUGUGAGAAGGAGAGGCCUGAGUUUGAGAUUGAGCGGUUGGGGGAUGUACUUGGGGUGGUGGAUGCUAUGUAG
This is a messenger RNA of Aspergillus versicolor CBS 583.65, 732 nucleotides long. Its product is annotated as HAD family hydrolase. Gene Ontology annotation, molecular function: phosphoglycolate phosphatase activity. Gene Ontology annotation, biological process: dephosphorylation; DNA repair. NCBI's taxonomy places the organism in Eukaryota, Fungi, Ascomycota, Eurotiomycetes, Eurotiales, Aspergillaceae. The record is from RefSeq and is a predicted model, not a curated record. The coding region runs from base 1 to 732 and encodes 243 amino acids. The transcript has a single exon.